Messenger RNA from Oncorhynchus nerka (sockeye salmon), 1638 nucleotides. It is a transcript of the gene taf7, whose product is annotated as TAF7 RNA polymerase II, TATA box binding protein (TBP)-associated factor. The record is from RefSeq and is a predicted model, not a curated record. The transcript is spliced from 5 exons. The coding region runs from base 1118 to 1387 and encodes 89 amino acids. NCBI's taxonomy places the organism in Eukaryota, Metazoa, Chordata, Actinopteri, Salmoniformes, Salmonidae.
CGAAUCUGGGUUUGGCGGAUGCCAGAAGAACGCUUCCUGCCCCAAUGCAUAGUGCCAACUGUAAAGUUUGGUGGAGGAGGAAUAAUGGUCUGGGGCUGUUUUCCAUGCCCCUUAGUUCCAGUGAAGGAAAAUAUUUGCUCUGGCUACAGCAUACAAUGACAUUCUAGAUGAUGAAGCACUUCCAACUUUGUGGGAACAGUUUGGGGAAGGCCCUUUCCUGUUUCAGCAUGCCAAUGUCCCUGUGCACAAAUCGAAGUCCAUACAGAAAUGCCUUAUAGAGAUUGGUGUGGAAGACCAUGACUGGCCUGCACCGAAACCUGACUUCAACCCCAUGGAACACCUUUGCGAUGAAUUGGAGCUGACUGUAAACCAAGCCUAAUCUCCCAACCUCACUAAUACUAUUGUGGCUGAAUGGAAGCAAGUCUCCGCAGCAAAUGUUCCAACAUAUGGUGAAAAGCCUUCCCAUAAGAUUGGAGGCUGUUAUAGCAGCAAAGGGGGGAACAACUACAUAUUAAUGCACAUGAUUUUCGACGAGCAGGUGUCCAAAUACUUUUGGUCAUGUAAUGUAUCUUUUUUUUAUUUGAACGACUCUUUAUCGCUGAAGAAAGAUAAAGCCCAUAUGUUUCUUAAUCAUAGCGCAAGUGAUGAUUAUUAUAGAUUCUAAACGUCAAAACGCAGCGUCGGGAUUGUAGUUGACAUAAGGCAGUCAUGGGCGAAGCUAAUGGCUGAGAACUGUCAAGGCGUAAUGCCGCCUAGAGGUUGAGAGCUAGGCGGGAUCUAGUUUUUGUCAAAUUAACGUCAACAUUUUUUUGCAUUUUCGCUAACCUAACCUCUUUAUCUAACCUAACCCUUGCCAUGCCAGGAACCAAGUCGGUAAUGGAUGUCUUUCUAAUUUGCAUUAUCUCUGACAAAAGAAUAUGCCUCAACGAUAAAACGGAUUACCCAAUCUAGCAGCAUGAACCUCAAAGACAGACUGUUAAUGGUCAACAUGGCAUCGUGAGAAGGGACCGCAUCCCCUACUGGUGGAUCUGUCCUGCAUCCUGGAGUCUCUGAAAACGGUCCUUCUAGAAGACUGCUGACAUCUGUCAGGUUGGACAGGAAGGAUGCGCUCAUAGAAAUGCUGGUGUGCACUUUGGACGGAGACCUCUACCCUCCCCCGGAGGAGCCCACUGGUACUGUAGACCCCAAGAAGAAGAAGGUCAAAGACGAGGUCAAGAGCUUUGUGUGGAACCAUGGCAUGAUGGAGUACCACAUGCAGGUAGACGGUGUGAAGGCCAAGCUGAAGGAGACGGGCGCCCGCAAGAAACAACAGGAGGACCUCAUCAUGAAGGUGGAGAACCAGCUGGCCUCGCUUCAGGAGCAGCUGGACUCACUGAUCGAGAAGUGACCCAAGUGACCACCAGGGGGCAGCCAAGUGUCAAAUGGGUGCUGUGAGACCGGCUGGGGAAUAGAGAAGAAGCAUCUGCCACCACUGAAAGAGCCCUCCUUUACAUACUGUUUCAUUCCAUUAUAUAUUUUCCCUUUUGCCUCCAGACAUCAUGGACUCGUUGGAGGACUCGUGUUUCCUGUUUUUGUAUUCUUCCUAUUUUAUUUAAUAGGUUGGUAGAUCUCUGUAAAUAAACUUUUUAAGCCAUUGAA